AAAUGUUUUUACCAAUAAGUGACAUUGCGCUUACUUUUUAUAAUUCUUUCUAAAUGGGGAGUAUUUACUGACGCAAGUAUUGGGGUCACAUUUCUCAUAAAUUUACGUGUAGGAUUAUAUUCGUCAUGUGAGCGCGAUAAUCCGAUUGCCUUCGGAUGGGUUGGCCAUUAUGGCCGACAAUUGACUGACAGCCUAACCAACCUAUGAGGCUGCAGCCCAAAGCAUACAACCAAUCAGGGUGGGUCAUUCGAGAGACUGUUGGGCAAGAUGCAGCCUUGUGAUUGGCUGUGUUUUUAAAUCCGCAGCCUCAUGGACGCCGUUCUACACGCUACUGGAAUCCGAAUCAAACAAUUUGCGUUAGUCUGAAUUUUGUCUCAUCUUAACGUCUUAUUCUGAAUACCCUGUUACUGUAACGGGUAUCACUUAUAUCUAAGUGAUUACGGGUUAUACGAGAUCCAGGCAGAGAUGUCAAGCAAUCGCAGAAGCACACAUUUCUGGACCGAGGAAGAAACAGAUUUCCUUUUACAAAGUUUAAAAGAGAUGCACAUAGACCGAUACAGGGACGGACGCAAGCACCGCAACAGUCUGCUCUUCAGGAAGGUUUGCGCCAGACAUAAGGAGGCAGGUUUUAGGCGCUCAUGUGAUCAAGUCAAACAUCGCUGGAAAACCCUAAAAUCCAUUUACUAUAAGGCCAAGAAACAAAACCCCAGCAACUCUAAUAGUGCAUUUAAACAUUUUGAUACAAUGGAAGAAAUUUUUGGACAUAGACCUUUGGUUGUUGUGACAAACCAAACUGGAGACAUCGACUUUAAAGACGGAUCCCCUUUGUCGGACAGCAAAUGCUUUACUUUUGAGGAUGGUGAAGAUGAUGACGAUGAUGAUGACGGUGAUGGUGAUGAUGAUAAUGGAGUGGAUGACAUGGAAGGUGGGAUACAGGAAGUCCAGUCAGUGAAAACGGAGAAUGAACCCCUCGUCCUCACGCAAGCGUCCCAGGAGAGCUCCACCUGUACAGAAAGCUCUACUUCCACACAGCCAUUCACGUCCACAGACAGCAUGACAUCUUCACAGCCAUCCUCCUCCCAGCAGCCUCCAGCUCAAGGUAUGUUCAGGCGCAGAAGGACUUGUUGCAGUGCAUUGCACACUCAGUAUCAAGACUUUCUUGAAAGAAUGCAGCAGACGCAGAACAUGUGGCUGGAGCGUCAGUGGGAACAGAACCAGGCGCGAGAGGAACGACUCAUUGCCAGAGUCCUGGCUGAACACACACGCUCUAUGGAGGCUUUAGUCAACCAGCUGUUCGCAGGGUUAAGAAGCCUCCUGCCCCAGUCCCAGUCCCAGGCCCAUCCCAACCUGCAGUCGAAUCCCCAGACCGACAUCCUCAACACACACCCCGCACGCCAGACAACAGCCAUGACAUCUCAGCCUGAAGAAGAUUCAAAAGACCACAUGUCAGAGACUCUCAAGCCGCCCCUCAAUGAUUCAAAGAGUCCCUCAACUGGAAUAUGAAUGAUGCAUUCUUUGUUGCGUUUUGAGCAACCUGGUUCGUAAAACCCAAAGAAGCAGUCGAGCAUUUUUGAACACGAAGUUCAGAAGACAUGUUGUUUUAGCUAACUAUGGUAUUGGUAAACAUAUUAGCCUAUGUUUAAAUGAUUUGUUGUUAUUGUUUUUUUCUGUACCAGCUACUGAGUGAAAUAUCCAUCUAAUGUUCAAUAACGAGUCUGUGU
Molecule: messenger RNA, 1721 nt
Organism: Pimephales promelas (fathead minnow)
Lineage: Eukaryota; Metazoa; Chordata; Actinopteri; Cypriniformes; Leuciscidae
Source: RefSeq, a predicted model, not a curated record